UAGUAAAAAGACACGUAAUAAGACAUAACUACCCCUGCCUAUUCCUCUCCUCUUUCCUCUUGCUGGAACAGAUCGGGACUAAGUCCCUUGCUGCCAAACGGAGGGGCUCCUCCAAUGCUCCUCCUCCUGCUAGCCCGCAUGCUCCCUAGGAGGUUAGGAGCCCUCCGUCCUGCCAUCCCCUGGUGCUGUCCGGGCUACAGGUCUGCGCCAGCGCCUUGAGGUCCGCCUGCUGCUUUCUGGUCGGCAGCCUGUCAUGGCGGCGACGCCCGCUCGUGGCUGGGCAGGGGCGGCUGCUUGUGGCAAGAGAUGGAGGAACCUCCUCGACGAUUCUUCAGCGACAUUUUCCCAGAGAAUCAUGCUGAUCUGUCAUGGGUUCCCGACGGGUAAGUUUCUUGCUAUUUUUUCUAGGGUUAGGGUAACUGUAGGCUUGAUUUUGGUAACUAAAUUGAUCUCAUGUUCAUCCUAUUCAUCUUUGUGCCCUGUAUGUCUAGGAUGGAUCCUAAUUUGUCGUACAGGCUUGCUGUUCGAGUAGGCGCUUAUGUCAAAUUAACCGAUGAUGAUGGUCGCGAAUAUUGCAAGGCAUGUAACAUUCCAAAGAUUUUAGACAGAGAUAGCACAAACUGGAAUGAUUUGCUUCUUGAAAUUACUGCAGAAAUUAAGCUAAGCUCGAAACAAAAAUUGUGUGUCACCUAUUGGGAUAAUAUGAGUCAUAGCUAUGAAGAGAUUGAUUCUGACCAGAAAUUGCUUCAUGCAAGCAUUGAUACCCCAGCCAACCAAACUAGUGCACAACCUUCACUUGAAACUGACUCAUCCCUUGUAGAGCCACAAAUUCAGCAAAUUAGUGAAGUGCCUUGGGUGGAGGAUGAUGUAGAAUAUGUUGGGCUGAAUGAUGAGGAUCCAAUUUCUGAUUCAUCAGAGUCUGAACUAGAUAGUGAUGUAGACUAUGCUUGUUUGGAGGAUGAAUUAGUUGUUGAGGAUGCAUGCGGUAGUGAGACAAUUAUCCAUGCAACUAACUUGGAGAAUCCGAAAAUAGAAGUUGGUGUAACUUUUGGGGAUCGUGAUACUUUCAUGAAAGCUAUUAGGCAAUAUGCAAUAAAAGGUGAAUAUGAAAUUUCAGCUCCCUAUUCUGAGGCAACAAGGUAUAGAGGUUAUUGCAAAGCUGAACGGUGUAAGUGGUGUAUACAUGUUUCACAAUUGCAGGACGGAAGGACUUGGGAGAUAAAGAAGAUGCCCUGUGAACACACUUGUCAAAGCACAGGAAAAGUUGAGAAGAACUGCAUGGCAACAAAUCACUGGAUCAAGGAUCGGGUUCUGGAUUGGCUUGUAAAGGACAAUACAAUUGGGGCUACAGAAUUAAAGAAAAGGCUUGAGGACCAGUAUCAUCUGAAGUUGUCAUAUUGGGUAGUUUGGGAUGGAAGAAAUAAGGCUUUGCAGCAGCUCAAAGGGAAGUGGGAUGAUAGUUUUGAGUGUAUUUUCAGUUUCAAGGCAGAGGUGGAGAAGACCAAUCCUGGCAGUUUGGUAGACAUUGAAUAUGAGAAAGUUGGAAAAAGAUGA
Panicum virgatum (switchgrass) is the source of this 1554-nucleotide messenger RNA. RefSeq lists its product as uncharacterized. The record is from RefSeq and is a predicted model, not a curated record. NCBI's taxonomy places the organism in Eukaryota, Viridiplantae, Streptophyta, Magnoliopsida, Poales, Poaceae. The transcript is spliced from 2 exons. The coding region runs from base 454 to 1554 and encodes 366 amino acids.